UUCGAGACCAGGACCACCACCGGCGGCGGGCGGCAGCCGCCGGCGCACCUCCAUCCGGCCGCCCGGUCCCGUCUUGUCCAGUGGCCCUCACCUCUUCCUCUUCCUCCCCCCUCCCCCUCCUUACCGCGAGGCGAGCGACGACCGGGCAAGAAGCUGGCCGCGACGACGGCGACGGUUGAGAGAAGGAGCAGGCGAGGUUGGUGACGCGCAAGCAGCUCGACCUGAGACCAUAAGCUGCAGAACUGGAGACUUGGAGACCAAAUAGGUGACCCUGCCUGAUCCAAUCUUGCUGCUCCUGAUCAGUGACAAAAAGCUUGAUAGAAACGUAUGGCACAUGAGUUUUUUGUUUACACCAGGUAGAUGAAAUAGACAAAGUAAAAUAUGCAGGAUUUUGGACAAUGGCUUCCUCAAACACAGAGCUCAGGCGAUCUUUAUUUCUCAAGUAUGAUGUCAUCUCAGUUGGACACUUUAGAGGUCCAGACUACAAAUAGUGCAAUAGCAUUAGUGGGGAAAGAGUCUGCUCAUCCGUUUGGCAUUAGGAGUGCUGCUGGCCCAAUUGAAGUCGCUAGAAAUGAUGCCGGGGCAGUUGAAGACGUUGAAAAUAGUGCUGGACCAACUGAAGUUAUUGACUUGAACAACACUCCACCACCAAAGGCUAAGAGGAAAAAACACAGGCCAAAGGUCUUCAAACCACCAAAGACUCCUAAGUCUGCAAUUCCAAAGCCUGCCAAGGCAAAGGAAGAAAAAUCAUCUGGCAAAAGAAAAUAUGUCCGCAAGAAUACACCAGCAUGCCAACCUCCCCCAGAACAGACUGGGGAUUCACACAGCAGGUCUAAGCAGAAAUCAGCUAAGCGGUGUCUGAACAUUGAUGGGGAUGUUCCACAAGAGAACACACAUCCUAGAUAUCAAGCUCAGAUGGUCUCUAUCGAUCCCAAGGAUUAUGAACCAUCCGAGUCUUCUACCAGUCAAAGUAAUGUCCAAACCCGGUCGCCAUUCAUGGGGUUUACCACCAGUUCAAUGUACAGUUCAGCCAAUCAGAUGGCUGGUCCACAGUUACUGCCUGCAGAUAAUACAGAAACACCAAUUUACAGUUCAGCCAAUGAAAUGACCAAUGCACAGUUUUUGCCUGCACGUUAUAUGCCAAAAGGAAUAUUACUUGACCUCAAUAGGUCUACUGAUCCGAUGCAAAAUGAGUAUGCUAAUUUUGUGGACAGGCCUUCACAAUUUCUUCUGUCAGGAAUAACGGAAACAUUACAAAAAGAUCCUUUGUUAGAGGUCUGUACUGGCAUGCCAGGCAAAAAUUUACCUGAUCUCAACAGUUCAAUCAGUCUAAUGCAGGGGAUGCCAACUAAUUUUACCGAAUACUUGCUUUCUUCUCCACAAGUUUCAGCAAGAGAAACACAAAUUGACAAACAGAUGCUUAAUUGUCACAGAAUUCCUGAAAAUUCAAAUACGACUGCUCAGUGUUCUGAAGGGGUUGCAAUGAGGGAAAAUUUCAAUCCCAAUCCUUACUCAAGAGAGGCUUGGGCAACCGACCAAAUGCCUCAUGGCUACAGAUCGACACAAAACCCCAUCUCACCGCCCAAGCACAUUGAAGGACAUUCCAUGGUAGCAAAUUUGAAUGAGCUCACAUCGAUAGACAGCUAUUUGAAGUUUAUGACCAGUUCUUACAUGCAAACAGGUGCUGCACCUGGACCUCAUGCUUCUCGUGGUUCAUGUCAUAUGCAUGUACUGGAUACCAGAGGAGAACAUAAUGCUUCCAAUGGUGGUCAUAUUUUGUUUGGUGUGAAUUCCGAACAACAAAGGAAUGGAUGGACAUCUGUAGAUGCUUGCCAUGCCGAAACCUCUCAGGGGCCAUAUUUUCCUGAAAAUUACAAAAGAAUGAGAACAGAAAAUCAUAGCAACGGUCUGAAUGGAGCUGUGGGUAACAUUUCUACCCCAUCUAUGUAUUUGUCGAACAAUCGGAAUACAAAUGUGGUUUCCGCUAUCAACUCUAACGUGUUUACCUUAGCUGAUGCUCAAAGAUUGAUAGCCCGUGAGAAAUCACGAGCUUCCCGAGGAAUGAUUAGUUUUGGAGCAUCAGGACACAAUAUGGGUAAAAGACCAGAAACGAUCCAACAACAUUACAGACCUGCUAUGCAUGGCACUGCAUGCAGGGAUUCUGUUGAAGCACCUGACGAACAUUUCAGGCUCAUAACAGAAAAGUGUGCACAGUUGCCCAGUAAUCCAAACACCCUCAGAAACCAAGGUUAUAAUGCGAGAACUGGAAGUCAGCAACUUCACUUUCUGGAAGGCAACACAGUUAAAGGGUCAGAUUUGCCGGCUGAACUGCAUAAGCAUAAUACUUCCCCUCUAGAUGAUACUCACAAUAGUUUCUGCAUUGGUCCUUCUGACGAGCUUGGUAGAAGUAUCAAUGGGGAAAAAGUUGGUUCCCCUGUCAUUCCAACAACCCAAUCAAAAGGUAAUGACACUCUCAAAAAGAAUAGUUGCCAGCUGGAGAGUUCUGGAGAGGUUAUUAGGCUCCUUACUAAUCCAAUCAAUUCAUCACCAGGUACUGAUGUUCUGAGAAAUGAGAAUCAGCAAGUGGAGGUUAGUGGAGAAACCACUGCAGCUAAAGCCAGUGAGAAGCGAAAAGUAGGCCGGCCUAGAAAAGAAAUAAAACCUGGUGAGAUGCCAAAGCCUAGAGGUCGUCCAAGGAAAGAAAAGGUGGUUGGUACAGAACUUAAGUCCAAAGAUAGCAAUACUGAUCGAUUGCAAAAUGAGGAUAUUUGUAGUGUCUCUGGACAUCAUGCGGUUGAGGCUCCUGGUUUCAGAGGGCUUAAUACGGAAAGAAGUGGUGAAAGCUUUCCUGGAGCUAUGGCUCCCCCGGUGGAUCCUUUGGAUCUCAUAAUUCAAAAGAUAAAAGUCUUAGACAUAAACAAAUCAGAUGACACCGGGUCACCUGAGCCACAUGGUGCUCUUGUGCCUUACAAAGGAGAAUUUGGUGCAAUUGUUCCAUAUGAGGGGAAAGUGAAAACAAAGCCUGCUCGGGCCAAAGUGAACCUUGAUCCAGUAACUGCCCUAAUGUGGAAGUUAUUAAUGGAACCGGAUAUGGUUGAUGGUUCUGAAGGGAUGGAUAAGGACAAGGAGAAAUGGCUUGAUGAAGAAAGAAAAAUAUUCCGAGGACGCAUUGAUUCAUUCAUUGCUCGCAUGCAUCUAGUUCAAGGAGAUCGGCGUUUUUCUCCUUGGAAAGGAUCAGUUGUGGAUUCAGUAGUAGGUGUUUUUCUUACUCAGAAUGUUUCAGACCAUCUUUCUAGCUCUGCAUUUAUGGCUCUUGCUGCGAAAUUUCCUGCAAAGCCAGAAGUGUCUAGAAUACCUGCAAGUAGGAUGUUUCAUGCCAUGUCAGAAGAGAAUGGAGAUUGUUCCAGAUUGUUUGGUGAUUCUGUCAAGUUGCAGGGCAGCAUUUUUGUUGAAGAGGCGAGUAACACAACAGCCUCCUUAGUUACAACAGAAGAAAAAGAAGGAAGCAACAGUAUUGGACUGUUCGGAAAUUCUCCUGGAGAUGGAGUAGACUGUGCAGCAGGACUUUAUUAUAGUUCUUAUGGGGCACUGCCGGUUAGACUGCACGAGAGCAAGACACAGGGGACUGAAAGUGUGGUUGAAGCUGAAGAUGUGGCAUUGGAGGAUGUUGUUUCAUCGCAAAACUCUGCCAUUUCAUCUCUAAGUUCCCCAGAUUAUCUGUUUCACAUGACUGAUCAUACGUUUCCUAGCACAUAUGUAAAUUUUACAGCAGAAGACUUUGCUGGCAGAAAUAUGCCUAAUGGUACGAGCAAUUCCACCACAUUUACAGAACUUCUAAGGAUGCAAGAGCUAAAAAGCAAGUUUAAUGAAAAAAAUGGUUUAUGGGAAUAUGAUCGAUUUUCAGAGCCAUGUGGAAACAAGGGGUCAAUGCCCAGUGAAGUACAUCAUCUCAGCAGCAAUCGUCAACCACUUCAUGCUUCUGUCUCUAGUUACCAGAAUGGCCAAGCUCAUCUGCCAGAUAUAACACAUGCCAGUUAUUUAGAGGGCUCAAUAUAUACUGGCCUUAACAGAACAGAUGAUUCCAAUGCCAUACCAGCUGAGACUAGAUUUGAUUGUUCUUUAUCUUCUCCUGGAAUUGACUGUGAUAAAACCAAAAUGGCUGAUUCUUUAACUGCCCUUUUAUAUGAUAUAGAUGGAUCUUUAAGUCAGGACAAAAUUCAUUUCCCUUCUGCGACGACACGAGGAGUUGACUUUAUUUCACCAAUCAUGGACAAAUAUUUUCAUCCGCCAAGUUCAGAGACGGUUUCAUUUGCUAAGGAGCAGUCCAUUGAAAAUGAUCUUUCAAGAAAUGAUGCUGUACCUGCAUUUGUGAAACAGCAUGUAACUCUGAAUUUGCAAGAGGAAUUUACUACCAAAGCAAUGCAAAUUGGAGGUGAAAAGCACCAGUCAGGAUGUAGCCAACAGUAUGGUAAUGUUGGACUCUUAAAAAACAAGGACGCGAUUCAUUUUUCUUCAAACUUGUAUCAAAGCGAGAAAGCAAAUUCUGAACUCCUACAGGCUGUUGCUUCAGAUUCGGUAGAGAAACCCAAAGAUUCUAAAAAGGCUUUCCCUGAAGUUCUUGCUGACAAAUCAAAAACAAAGAAGGCAAGAGUUGCUCGUAAAAAGAGAACCUAUGAUUGGGAUAGUUUAAGAAAAGAAGUUAUUGCCAAUCGCGGAAAUGAAGAAAGAGGUCAGAAUGCAAAAGACGCACUUGAUUGGGAAACAAUAAGGCAAAUAGAUGUGAAGGAAAUAUCUGACACGAUUAGAGAGCGAGGGAUGAACAACAUGCUGUCGGAGCGUAUAAAAGCAUUUCUAAACCGGUUGGUGACAGACCAUGGGUCCAUUGAUCUUGAAUGGUUGCGCUAUGUGGAUCCAGACAAAGCAAAGGAGUACCUCUUAAGUAUUAGAGGACUUGGACUCAAGAGUGUAGAGUGUGUGCGUCUUUUGACACUUCAUCAUAUGGCUUUCCCUGUGGACACAAAUGUUGGUAGAAUAUGUGUGAGGCUUGGAUGGGUGCCACUUCAACCCCUACCUGAGUCUCUUCAGUUGCAUCUGUUGGAGCUGUAUCCGAUGCUGGAGAACAUACAGAAGUACCUCUGGCCUCGAUUAUGCAAGCUUGAUCAGCGGACAUUGUACGAGCUUCACUAUCAAAUGAUAACGUUUGGUAAGGUGUUCUGUACAAAAAGUAAGCCAAAUUGCAAUGCGUGCCCAAUGAGAGCUGAAUGUAAGCACUUUGCGAGUGCAUUUGCGAGUGCUAGGCUUGCUCUUCCUGGACCUGAAGAGAAGAGUUUAGUUACGUCAGCAAACCCAAUUGCUGCAGAGAGCUGCCACCAGCCAUAUAUAAGUUCUAGGCCUGUAAAUCAACUUGAUUGGAAUGCACAUGCCCAUGACAAUGUUUUGGAUAAUCGCCAGCCAAUCAUUGAAGAGCCCGCAAGUCCGGAACCAGAACCAGAGACAGAAGACAUAAAAGAGAGUGCCAUAGAGGAUCUUUUCUUAGAUGAUCCUGAAGAAAUUCCUACAAUCAAGCUUAAUUUUGAGGAGUUCGCACAGAAUCUCAAGAAUUAUAUGCAAGCCAAUAACAUUGAAAUUGAAGAUGCUGAUAUGUCAAGUGCCUUGGUUGCGAUAACUCCAGAAGCUGCAUCUAUCCCAACUCCUAGGCUCAAGAACAUUAGUCGCCUAAGAACAGAGCAUCAAGUCUAUGAAUUGCCAGACUCACAUCCACUUCUGGAAGGAUAUGACCAAAGAGAGCCUGAUGAUCCUUGCCCGUAUCUGCUCUCCAUAUGGACCCCAGGUGAAACAGCUCAGUCAAUUGACGCACCCAAGACAUCUUGCAACUCCUAUGAGAGUGGUAAACUAUGUGACAGCAGUGCAUGCUUUAGUUGCAACAGUAUACGGGAGGCGCAGGCUCAGAAAGUCAGAGGAACAAUUUUGGUACCAUGCCGAACAGCUAUGAGAGGAAGUUUUCCACUCAAUGGGACAUAUUUUCAAGUAAAUGAGGUAUUUGCUGAUCAUGACUCAAGCCGAAACCCAGUUGAUGUUCCAAGGAGAUGGAUAUGGGACCUUCCUAAGAGAACAGUUUAUUUUGGAACUUCAGUUCCUUCAAUCUUUAAAGGUUUAACAACUGAAGAAAUACAACAUUGCUUUUGGAAAGGAUUUGUGUGCGUGAGGGGCUUUGAUAGGAUAUCUAGAGCACCAAGGCCACUGUAUGCGAGGCUUCACUUUCCAGCAAGCAGAGUUAUGAGGAAUAAAAAGGGUGCAGCAUCUGCAGCUACAGAUGACACAUAGGACGUUAUGAGAUAAAAAAAAGGUACAUAGAAGAGACAUUGCCAGAAGAUCACUGACCUGAAAAUGGAUCACUGACCAAUAAGUUGCUGUCACCAACUCAACCAUUUUUAGCCUUGUGAAUUUGCAAAGCUGACAUUAUUCAGCAACAUGAUCCAUUACUACAGAUUUCUGCUUGUUUGUUACCAUUCAAGGAGCUCAAUACAGCUGAUGGGCAGGAAAGAGAAAGUCUGCUGCCUGGCCAUUCUGUUGGUAGUUUCUUGUGAUCUGAACCAACUGUUGUACACCUGGAGGCGUCAUCCGUUCAAAGUUGUUGUUCAUGUUGUUCAGUAAUUCAUGUGAACGAUGUCAAACUAUUCGUCAAUUAUUUCAUUGUUUCAUUGAUGAGGCCAUUUGGCUGUUUACUUGUGUUACUUAGCUACAGCGACAACAGAAUGUAAUGAAAAGAUGAAUUUGUCA
Lolium rigidum is the source of this 6780-nucleotide messenger RNA. Its product is annotated as protein ROS1A-like. Gene Ontology annotation, biological process: base-excision repair. The record is from RefSeq and is a predicted model, not a curated record. Gene Ontology annotation, molecular function: DNA N-glycosylase activity; DNA demethylase activity; 4 iron, 4 sulfur cluster binding. The transcript is spliced from 18 exons. NCBI's taxonomy places the organism in Eukaryota, Viridiplantae, Streptophyta, Magnoliopsida, Poales, Poaceae. The coding region runs from base 382 to 6324 and encodes 1980 amino acids.